GUUGGAAACACAUUGAGUCAUAGCAACGGCAGGCAGAGUUUGUCGAUCUCUCAUGAAAUGAACUGUGUCAAUCGACCAACCCUCAAUCACGCGAGCAUCCGACGGACGGACAGGACAAAGGGGCAUUGCACAGCCGAGACACGAAGAGAGACAAGACACGACCUAAGUACCCUCCUUUCAGAUCAAGUCCUUUUUUCCUUCUUCAGAAGCAAUUUUCUACAACCGUUUUCUUUCCACGGACGACCACGCGUCCACGUCUUUCCACCAUCUCCUAAGUCAUCACGGGCUGACUGCAUCGAAGUAAUCACCUGCGAUGGACACAUCAUCGCCGUCACCGUUGACGGAGACCAUGUCCUCUUCGUAUCUCGUGUCCAAGUGCGGGCGCCGCUUCUCCUUCUUUAUGGCCUUCAGGGAUUUCUUCGACUGGCGCUUGUUUUUUCGUGACACACAUCACACGGAGGAACAAGAGGUACACCUCAUGCAUGUCAGAACCAAACAGGCCGGCUUGCUUACUUUGAUUUUCUGCUUGAUGCGUUUGGCCCUUGCCUCCCGAAGUUGCUGCACGACAUCGCGGAGGCCGUAGUUGACCCGGACAUCAGCCUGUGCCGUUUUUUCCCUGACGAGACACACGCAUACAAGCCACGAGACACGAGACACGACAGGGACACGUGCAUGUUUUCUGCUGUCCAUGACGAUCUAUCAGAUGCCCUCUCUGCACAAGUCUGGCGUACAUGCACAAGGGGCAGACGGCUACGCGACGACUGCUCCUGCGGAACUCAGUGCGAAUCAGUCUUCGAACGCACUGAUUGACAAGGAGGCAUUCCAUGUGUUCAUCAUUGACAGUGUGUGUGCACAGAAUCACGGACCUUCGCGCAAAAGGAGUGACCUGACGGCAGAUGGUUGGGUGGAUGGAUGACACACCGCACAAGACAACACACACGUCCCCCCAGAACCCCCCAGGGCCUCUCUCUCUCGCUCUUUCUCUCUCUGCGUGCGUGUGUGUGCGAAUAUUUGCUCACCGCAUGGGAGAACUUGAGGCUGCUUGUCGACCUUUUCGUGGUGCCAGUCCUUGAAGCACACGCCGCACUGGGGAACUUCAAUUCCCGCCAUCAGAUACGCGAGAGCUCCCUGGAAGUUAUGCGCAAGUUGUCCGCCCUAGUCUCGACGCGAAAUAAGCUGCCCUCACCUUGGGUUGAUUGGACGCCGAGGUCCCCCGCGCUGGCAGCGUUGAGUUCGAGCCUGGGGGCGCAUGGGGGCGGCCUGAUACUGCAUGCCAUCAGUGCGCGUGCAUUCCGUUGGUCAACAGACGAGCUAGGAGAUGGAGGGAGGCCCCAACAGGAGAAGUGAACUCAGGCGACUGCGAAGCCCGGACGUAAGACCACGAGUACUGCAACCCACAU
This is a messenger RNA of Vitrella brassicaformis, 1400 nucleotides long. NCBI's taxonomy places the organism in Eukaryota, Vitrellaceae. The record is from the annotation of a GenBank genome assembly.